Molecule: messenger RNA, 1221 nt
Organism: Fusarium venenatum
Lineage: Eukaryota; Fungi; Ascomycota; Sordariomycetes; Hypocreales; Nectriaceae
Product: fungal-specific transcription factor domain-containing protein
Biological process (GO): positive regulation of transcription by RNA polymerase II
Cellular component (GO): nucleus
Molecular function (GO): zinc ion binding; DNA-binding transcription factor activity, RNA polymerase II-specific; transcription cis-regulatory region binding
Source: RefSeq, a predicted model, not a curated record
AUGUUGGAUUCUCCGAUCAUCUUCAACUGCGUCAUGACAAUAUCCGCCUCGCAUCUUUCUCAAUUGGACAGUAGUGGAACAGCACCAAUUGUUUUCCAAACAGAGGCCAUUUCACAUAUAUCUAAAGACAUUGCUGAGAUAGAUACUGGGUCCAGUGUAUGCAUUCAAUACAACGAGAAGGAGUUCAGAGACCAUAUUCAGGUUCUCAAUACACCCACUGUCAAAGAUGAACUUCUAAUCGGGAUUAUUCUUCUUGGCAUGACAUCUAGCUGGUAUGACCCUUCUUCUUUGGGUCUUUUCCAUUUUCAUGGUGCACGUCGACUUUUCACUAUCUGGAUGACUGAAAAGGACUUGACCCAAUUGCAACUUCCCUCUUCAUGCACUCAACGCCUGAUUGUUUCAUCAAUGGUGUACUGGGAGGUCAUGGCAGCCUGCUUGGUUGAUCAGGGCUUAGAGGACCUCGCGUAUCUCGACGUCUUCCGCACCCAACCUCGCGUAUUCUUCUCGUACCCAUGUCCUUGGACAGGAGUCGGUAUGGAGGUUCUCAUACUUCUUGCCAAAUGCGUGGCCCUUGUGCGGAAUGUUCGAAGUGCACAUCGUACGGUUUGCGUUGUCGGCUCGCUCAGUAAGGACUUCGCAAUAAUUAACCAGGCAUCUAUACUUAUUCGGGAGAUCAAUGAUAUCCAGAUUACAAGCAUUGCUGAGAUACAAGAGACGGGAGAUCUAUCUACUCCUGCAGAUCAUCUCUACAAGAUGGCCCAAUGCCAUCGACUUGUCGCUCUACUCGAGCUUCACAGGACAAUUCCUGAACUAAUAUAUGGAGAUAUCCAAGAUGAACAUGACCAUCAGCAUCAACACUCCCAACAGGUUUUGGCCUUGGCCAUCGAGGUCCUAGAAAUCAGCGGGAAGAUACCUCAAGAGUCUCAUACAAUUGCGAUUCAAACACUCAUGCUCUUGUCAGUUGGCAGCACCCUUAGCUUUUACUCAACAACGGACCCGGAGACCAUACUAAUGUGGAGGAAUUUUGUGAUGGGAAGACUCUGCAAGUUGUUUCACACAUUCAAACUUCAGACAAUAAAUCGAGCAGCAACUAUUCUCAAGGAAGUCUGGUCGCAAAUGGACUCAAUGGUAGUUGAGUCUGCAAGCUGCUGCAGUCCUAUUAUGCAUAUCCAUUGGGUGGAUGUUAUGGUUGACAAGAAACUGGAUACAAUUCUCGGAUGA